Colletotrichum navitas is the source of this 1388-nucleotide messenger RNA. Its product is annotated as NADH-quinone oxidoreductase. Lineage: Eukaryota; Fungi; Ascomycota; Sordariomycetes; Glomerellales; Glomerellaceae. The transcript is spliced from 2 exons. Gene Ontology annotation, cellular component: membrane. Bases 256 to 936 code for a protein of 226 amino acids. Gene Ontology annotation, biological process: mitochondrial respiratory chain complex I assembly; mitochondrial electron transport, NADH to ubiquinone. The record is from RefSeq and is a predicted model, not a curated record. Gene Ontology annotation, molecular function: 4 iron, 4 sulfur cluster binding; NADH dehydrogenase activity.
ACGUGACCGGCCCGCAACCAAUCAAUUGCCGCCCUUUGUAAUCCCGCACCAAAGCUCGCCUCUUCGAUCCCCCGGUUGUGCAUAACGUCAAGCUCUCUCUCAACGUGCACCCGGGACACACCGUCGACUCCCUCACUCUCGCCCGCCUCGCCGCCUCGCCGCCCGCACACCUCGAUCCGAAUCCCGGAAGAGCCCACCCGAUCCCCAACUUGCCCGGUCAAUUGGCACCGUCGCAUCCCAUCCGAUCUAGACACAAUGCCUUCCGCGGCGCAGCUCCCCGUUACGAUGUUGGCUCUGGCGUCAACAAGGCCGGUCGCGAGAAAUUCGAUGCAGCAGCACGUCGGCAGGCUGAUGGCUGCCAAUGCCAUGCGCACUUACGCCACGCCCGCCGGGCCCCCGCCUCCCAACUUCCGCAUCAAGAGACACCAGACCUGGGACGAGGACCAGGAGUCGACUCUGAACAAGAUGGGCCGCUACUUCCUGCUCUCCGAGAUGGCGAGGGGCAUGUACGUCCUGUUGGAGCAGUUCUUCCGCCCGCCCUUCACCAUCUAUUACCCCUUCGAGAAGGGUCCCAUUUCCCCCCGUUUCCGCGGUGAGCACGCCCUCCGCCGCUACCCAUCCGGCGAGGAGCGCUGCAUCGCCUGCAAGCUCUGCGAAGCCAUCUGCCCGGCCCAGGCCAUCACCAUCGAGGCCGAGGAACGUGCCGACGGAUCCCGCCGCACCACCCGCUACGACAUCGACAUGACCAAGUGCAUUUACUGCGGCUUCUGCCAGGAGUCGUGCCCCGUCGACGCCAUUGUCGAGUCCCCUAACGCCGAGUACGCCACCGAGACCCGUGAGGAGCUCCUGUACAACAAGGAGAAGCUGCUGUCCAACGGCGACAAGUGGGAGCCUGAGCUGGCUGCCGUCAUCCGCGCCGAUGCUCCCUACAGGUAAGGCGCGGGGCCUGAAGGUCAUCCGGAUGUAAGGGGCUGGCUAUCCGGGAGAGUGGAGACUAUCGAGGGCCGAAGUAUUAUUUUUGCGGUUUAAUGCUUGGAAGAUGGAUACAUCUAAAUGGGCAUGGCAGAGAUGGUCGCAGAGCAAAUGAGGCUGCCGUCGCCGCCGUCGCCGCCGUCGCCGCCGCCACUGCCGCAACUGCAGUAGCAGCCGGCAUCAGCAGCAGCAAUGGUUCUGGCAUGUUGUGUAUGUGUACAAGCAGGUCGGGAUCGAUUAGACUUGUGUAAAUAGCUCGCGAAAAGCAACAUUUUUCUUUGUCUGUUGCCCGUCGUUCCUAUCUUGACUGGCACAUCACUCACGGUCGAGGCCGUAGAAGGCGUUGGCUGGCGAUGAAUUUGGGCCUCGUCAGGCUUGCGGCGGUCAUUUCACCUUCAGCCCAUUAGAAACCGAGG